Molecule: messenger RNA, 1040 nt
Organism: Cyprinus carpio (common carp)
Lineage: Eukaryota; Metazoa; Chordata; Actinopteri; Cypriniformes; Cyprinidae
Product: gap junction epsilon-1 protein-like
Biological process (GO): cell communication
Cellular component (GO): connexin complex
Source: RefSeq, a predicted model, not a curated record
AGGAAGGUAGAGCAGAUGAAAGGGAAAUAUGCAGCGCAGGUCAACAGGAGCAGCAGCGUUUGAGCUGGAGCUCAGCAGAAGGCAACAGGUCUGAAAUGAAGGCCAGGCCUUACAGAGAAAUCCAACUUAAAGAAAAAAGACAUUAUCAUGUCCUUAAACUACAUCAAGAACUUCUAUGAGGGAUGUCUCCGGCCUCCGACUGUGAUUGGUCAGUUCCACACCCUGUUUUUCGGCUCCGUGCGCAUGUUCUUCCUGGGCGUUCUGGGAUUUGCGGUUUAUGGGAAUGAGGCCCUUCAUUUCAGCUGUGACCCCGACAGGAGGGAGCUCAACCUCUUCUGUUACAAUCAGUUCAGACCUAUAACGCCGCAGGUAUUUUGGGCCCUGCAGCUAGUGACGGUUCUUGUUCCAGGGGCCAUAUUCCAUCUGUAUGCGGCAUAUAAAAACAUAGACCAAGAGGAUAUUCUGGAACAACCAACAUACACAGUAUUCUACAUCAUUUCUGUACUGCUACGGAUCGUCCUGGAGGUGGCUGCAUUCUGGCUCCAGAGUCGUCUCUUUGGAUUCCUGGUUCAUUCGCUGUACUUCUGUGAUGCCAGUUCACUGGAGAAGAUAUUCAACUUCACUAAGUGUAUGGUACCUGAGCACUUUGAAAAGACCAUCUUCCUCAGUGCAAUGUACAUUUUCACUAUUAUCACCAUGAUUUUGUGUAUGGCUGAGAUUUUUGAAAUCCUCUGCAGAAGGCUGGGCUAUUUAACACAACAAUGACAAUCAUCAACUUGAAAACACAAAAGAAUGCAAAUGUAAAAAUAUGUGCAAAUGUAAACAAAUGUGUACAUUUUUCAUAUAAUCAAACUGCAUGAUUGCAUGCCUUACAUUCAGGUGUUUUGACUAUUUUCUAUCUUAUUGUGAAUGAAACACAGUUUCAUGAGAGGCUGAAAUAAGUGUUUGUAAAUAUUUUGCACAAUAAUAAUCUACUGUUCAUUUUACUUAUUCUCUAAAAUAAUCAAUGACUUGCCUUGUAAUGCUUUUGUCAUGAAACA